AUGACUACAAGCCCACCAAAAGUGACAUUCCCGAGCAUUGAUUCUGCUUAUUUUCCACUGGCAGCACCAAUCACCCAUCUUCCUUUCCGGCGAAUCUCACUGCCAAGCGUACCUAGCUCGAGCUUGGUAUCCGCUCAACACCGCCAGUCUGUCGCCAGUUUCGCCUCAUUUGAUUCACUGCCCGAGGAGCCAGUCGUCAGGCGUCCUAAACGUCGUUCGCUCAAUCGUAAACAUUCCAGGACACCUGCACCAGCAGAUGCAGCACAAGAGGCAAAGCGCGCGAAAGUAAUAAGAGAGUUUUGGGAUACAGAAAGAAGUUAUGUGCAGGGACUGGAUCUGGUGCAUGAUCACUUUUUGAUACCGAUCAUAGCGACGCUGGAUAGUCCUCGUCCGCUCCUUACGCGCACAGAAUUGACUACCAUUUUCUCAAAUUUUAUUGACAUUUGGAACUUCCAUCAUGCGUUCUUCAGUGCGUUGACCGCACUCCUCCAUCCCUCGACACCCCACCUCGACACCCCACAUUCGCCUCCAAAUCCGAACCCAGCACCAAUUUCACCCCUCCUUCUCUCGCACCUCCCUUACCUAUCUCUCUACACCCCCUUCAUAACCACAUUCCCAAGUUCUAUAUCCUUCCUCGCGCGUCCCCCAGCACCCUUUGCCCUAUUCCUACGAGCCCAAGAGCGCGAUCCGCGCUGCGGGAAGCUGAAACUCGCAGAUUGGCUCCUGAGCAUCGUACAAAGAUGCCCAAGGUAUGUAUUAUUACUCAGGGAAAUGAUGAGCGUAGAAAGGAGAGAAAAGGAAGGGGAGGGAGAGUGGGAUAAACUCGGGAAGGUCCUUGCCCUUGUCGAGAAAGGUGGGUUUGCUCAUUUGUCCCUUUCCCCUCCUCUAAAUCAAAUUACAACCAGUGACAUCCUCUCUCAAUGCGUCUCUUCACGCACACGCGCAUACACUCGCCCUCCUGGCGUUGCAACGCGCCACCCUCGGCCUCCCGCCUACCUUACACUUUUGUCCAGCCAGGCCGCACCUUGGUCUUCCGCGCCCCUUUCAUGA
Molecule: messenger RNA, 1050 nt
Organism: Suillus paluster
Lineage: Eukaryota; Fungi; Basidiomycota; Agaricomycetes; Boletales; Suillaceae
Product: Rho family DH domain-containing guanine nucleotide exchange factor
Exons: 2
Coding region: 1-1050 (349 amino acids)
Molecular function (GO): guanyl-nucleotide exchange factor activity
Source: RefSeq, a predicted model, not a curated record